AUGAAGCUCUCCCUUGUGUUUGAGCUUCUACUUAUAUUUGUUUUACUUGCAUUUGCAGCCUCUAAGAAUAUAGGUCAUCAAAAGAACCAUAAAAAAGACAUUCAGAAAGCAAAUGACGGCAUAUCGAUAGAGGACAAUAGUAUCAACAAAUACUGCAAGUGUUCAGAGGCGUACUGUAAUUGUUGCAGAGAUUUUGCAGUUCCUGUUCUAAAUCUAAACGGACCAGGAUGUGCUUCGUUAAUGUAUUUGAAUGGCGACAAAAUGUCGGUUUCAUUAAGUUUCGGCAACAAAGUAAUUACAAAUCGGACACUUUCAAGUCGCAGACCUAGUCCAGUUUGCAUGCCUCUUCCCGGAGGUAUAUCAAAGUUUUGUGGACGAGUGUAUAAUAUUGCAAGAGCUGGAGAAGAAUUCAGAGCCUGUCUUGGAUUGGAACUUCAAGCUAAAAGUACUGUAGAAGCAGCAGUUAGAGUAUCCUGCUUCAAGUUUGGACCGAGGGGUGUCAUUUCUGAGCCUGCCGAUCCAUUGCCCCUCGUGCCCCAAGAUGAGAAGGUUACUGAUGACGACGAUGAUGAUGACGACGACGAUGAUGACGAUGACGAUGAUGCUUUUGGACUCGAGGCAGAUGAUGACGAUGACGAUGAUGAUGAAGAAGACGACGACGAUGAUGACGAUGAUGGGGGGCUUGAUGCUGUCAACGACGUAGAUAGUGCGGACUAUACAGGUUUCAGCUUAUUGGGUGAAGACCUGUUAGGAGGACUAUUUGGCUCGACAGGUGGUAAAAAAACUAACAAAAAUAAAAACAAGCAAGCACCAUGGCCUUCAACUACAACAACGAGACGUCCCCGUCCCAAUCGUAGAACCACGAGAAUACCUACUACAAGAACUACUACACCAAGAACUACAGUCACACGGACAACUACUGUAAGGGUACGUCCUGUCAAUCGUAGACCAACACGUAGACCCGUUCGACGACCGACCAGACGAUCAACGACAGUUUCUACUACCUUAAAUGUUGAAAGCACUACUUUGUCAACAAUAUCCACAACAAUAGAGCCAGUAACUUUAGUGGAUUCAAAAAUUUCUAUCAAUGAGCCACUGAAUAACUCUCAAAAUGUUGAGGCGCAUCAGGUAAUACCAAUAACUGAAAAACCUUUACCAUCUUCUGUUUCAACGACCACAAAAAGUGACACUACCUUUGAAGAUCCUGGCAUAGAAAUGUCUUUGGCUCAUAUUACUGGACAAUUAUCUAUUUUGCCAGUUACUCAAUUAAUCCCUACGGACAUGAAGGAGCCAAGUGCGCAAGUAGUUAAUAAUGAAGACAUGAAUUUCGAAAAAGUGGACACAGUUACAUCCAAGCCGCAUUCAACCAUUCCUUUUGCUACUACAGUGGAUGAUGAUAAUGAUGAGGAAAUGAUUCAAAUAGUUCAAAGCCUGGAUUCUCAUUCGGAAGAACACGCUGCUGAUAGUGAGAAUGUAGUAGAUCAAACAAGAUCACACAAAAUUGAACCAAUCCACCAUUAUGAAGGACUUUCUUUGCCAAAAAAGAAGCAUCGGGGAGGACAGUUCCGUUUAGGUGAUUUUGAUGUUUUGGAUUUGACUGGCAUUGGUGAAAGUGUUGGACACCAACUUGGAAUAUUCGGUAAACAUAAAAGGCAAAAUAAAAAUAAAGUUUACAAACCUCAAAACAUGAAAGGUGUUAAUGACUAUGACGACAUGCUUGGACUAGAUGCUUUAAGCGAUUCAAUUGAUUUACCUGAUAUAGACGAUUUGAGCAGAAAAGACAGAAGACGACAAAACAAAAUGAUGCGCGGAUUAUGGCCGCAAUCAUGA
Molecule: messenger RNA, 1830 nt
Organism: Nymphalis io (European peacock)
Lineage: Eukaryota; Metazoa; Arthropoda; Insecta; Lepidoptera; Nymphalidae
Exons: 5
Coding region: 1-1830 (609 amino acids)
Source: RefSeq, a predicted model, not a curated record